This is a messenger RNA of Laetiporus sulphureus 93-53, 393 nucleotides long. RefSeq lists its product as uncharacterized. The annotation marks the transcript as partial. The record is from RefSeq and is a predicted model, not a curated record. The transcript has 3 exons. NCBI's taxonomy places the organism in Eukaryota, Fungi, Basidiomycota, Agaricomycetes, Polyporales, Laetiporaceae.
ACCCUUCUGAUUCUCAAUAUCCUCGAGAUCGUGAUCAAAGUCCGCUACGAGAAUUCACAGAACACCGCAACCUACGUCGCACAUUUCCUGCCACCAAUCUCAUCAAUCCCGGUGUCGCGCUUCAUCCUCAACCUACGCCAGGCGUCCUCCGGCAGCAUGCGCCUGAAUACAAAUUCUCACAGCACCCUGAACACGUCGGACUUUACCUCUCGCCUGGUUGGCAACAUUGGCGCCGAGGUCCAGCACACGUCUCUUGUAUUUGAGAAUGUCGAGGAUAGCAUGGAAGACGAGCCAAGUAUCAGUGGGGAUCGUGACGCCUACGAGUUGACGCAGGUGCAGUAGUUGUCAUACAAGCUAUGCGAUCACUUUCAAUAGUGCCGAUUCUGACUGUGG